Tilletiaria anomala UBC 951 is the source of this 975-nucleotide messenger RNA. RefSeq names its product S-adenosyl-L-methionine-dependent methyltransferase. The record is from RefSeq and is a predicted model, not a curated record. The transcript has 4 exons. Lineage: Eukaryota; Fungi; Basidiomycota; Exobasidiomycetes; Georgefischeriales; Tilletiariaceae. Bases 41 to 811 code for a protein of 256 amino acids. Gene Ontology annotation, molecular function: methyltransferase activity.
UGCCGAAGAGAACGACCGGCUGGAGAAGCAGCACCGCUUGAUGCUCCACUUGUUCGGUGGACCCAUCGGCGCUCCCGAGGCACUCAAGGUUCUUGAACAAGGCGGCAAGGUAUUAGAUGUGGGCUGCGGUCCCGGAAGUUGGAUCAAGCAAGUCGCGAAUCUUUAUCCCAAGUGCAAAGCGUUUGCGACCGAUUUUGCGCCUACAUAUUCCCCCGUUCAAGUGGGCGAUGCUGCUAAGGUCGAAUUCCAGGUCGGAGAUGUCCUCAAGUCACUUCCGUAUAAUGAUGGAUCAUUUGACUUUGUCCAGAUGCGCUUUUUCACUGGAGCUCUCAAGGCUCACGAGUGGGUGCCCGCUGUGAAAGAGGUGUAUCGCGUUGUCAAGCCUGGAGGCUGGGUGCAGCUUAUCGAACCCGAUGGUGAGCUGCGCUGCCGCAACGGGGAGAGCGCAGACAUCACGGACUGGAACACAAGAGGCAUGCGUGGUUCGCUGCUCAAGCGUGGCGGCGACCCUCUUGCUGGCACCCGCCUUGACAAAUUCAUGGCGGAAGCCGGCUUCGAUAGCAGUACGAUCAGGGUUGAUAUUGCUUCAGUACCCGUCGACGCUAAGGCUGGCCCGCUUGGCGCUCUGAUGGAACACGACUACCUCGCCUUGGUGCAAACUUUGGCGCCCAUUCUCGGUCCUAGCUGGGGUAUCACGGCCGAUGAGAUGGUAAAUUGGGGCAAGCGCAUUGUGCACAAGUGCAGUGAGCACCAAGCCUUCCACAAUUUUGUAUGUGCCGUGGCUCGCAAAAGCGAGAAGCAAUCUACGUGAGCCAUGAAGCCCAAAUAACCAGAUAAUGCGCGGCUCCGCCCACCCGCCCACUAGCACCACAUGUCCGCCCGCCUUGACACAUGAGUCACGCAGCGCUUCUUUUCUCCGAAAGCUUGUGACCUUAGGCCAUGUUUUUCAUGCUUCUCGAAGUUCAGCAUGUAGCC